Messenger RNA from Lucilia cuprina (Australian sheep blowfly), 1396 nucleotides. RefSeq names its product transmembrane protein 267. The record is from RefSeq and is a predicted model, not a curated record. The transcript is spliced from 2 exons. The coding region runs from base 217 to 885 and encodes 222 amino acids. NCBI's taxonomy places the organism in Eukaryota, Metazoa, Arthropoda, Insecta, Diptera, Calliphoridae.
UUUGGCCGUCAUUUCAAAAAAAGUGAUACGCCGUUAAUCUUUUUUUGUAGCAGUGCUUUGCUGUUCCACAAUAAUAAUGAGAAAUAUAAUAUAAAUAUUGUGAAAAUCUAUAUUAAACACAAAUGAGAUAGAAAAAACAUUUCCUUAAUCAAAACAACACACAGAAGCCGUCCUUAACUUAUAUUCUUUGAAUAUUUGUCGUAUUUAAUUGAUUACAUGCACUGUCAUCUUAUGGUUUAUAUGCGCAUUAUACUCACCACAUUGGUGAGCAUUACCUGUUUAUUGGGUGAUAAUUUUGUGGAAUUAACUCAACAUCCGAUGUUAAAGGCUUUAGCAGACAAUGCUACACAUGCUGCGAUAGGAGCUCUGUCGGGUAUAGCAUUUGCUGUGCAAUUUUACGAAAGAACAAGUCAUUUCUUUGGUUGGUUUCUUAUAUUUACAUGUUUUGCUUGCUCCAGUUUAAUUGAUGUGGAUCAUUUUAUAGCCGCUAGAAGCUGGAGCUUGGAGGAUGCCACAAAUCUUAUGCGUCGCCCCUUUUUACACUGUUCAACGUUUAUUUUUGGUUUAUUGUUGUUUUACAUUUGCAACGCCUGUCUGAAUUACUUCAAGUGGAGUCUCUUUUUUGGUGUUUUACUUUGUGCCUUCAUAACACAUCAUACACGUGAUGCCAUUAGACGUGGCUAUUGGUUCUAUCCCUGGGGUCAUACCGAUAAAAUACCCUAUUUAGCUUAUAUUCUCAUAACUAUAGCUACUCCGUAUGUCAUUGGUCAAUUACAUGCUUUAUGCCGCAGUUCUGUGGUUCAGCAAUUCCUAGGUCAAUAUAUUAAAUUAAAUGAAAAUUAUCAUCAUAAAGAUAUCAGGGGUUAUAGAUAUAUGCAGGUUUAAUAAUAUCACUUUAAUUAUGAUAAUUUAUUUAAUAAAAACCAAAGCUUUAACUAGAUUUUUAAAUAUAACAAAAGACAGCAAACGAAACAUACUUAGUAACAACACUUGUGAUAGAGUCAAAGAAAACAUUUAGAUAAUUUAAAUUUAACUUAAACUAGCUCACGAUUUAAAAUAUAUAUACUCUCUAUUAUUAAUUACUUCCUUGAUCUAGAUUAAAAAAAAAUCAAUUCUUCCAUAAUUAAAAACUAAUUAUUGAUAUCAUAAUUAAUUUUACUAUAAGCUUUUAGAUUUAUACAAAUAUAAAUUCAUUAAUUUUUUUUAUUUGAAUUUAUUUUUACGAAUUAUUGUGAUAUAACUGAAAAGUUAUUAAUAAAUUAAAGUAGAUUAAGUGCUUUUUAUUUCUCUAUUUAGGUAGUAUACGUAUAAAGUGUAUAACACUUAAUUUCAACUAAAUGCAUGGCAAAAUGAAAUAAAAAUCAAUAAAAUAAUAAAUAACUAAGCUUACGGCAAA